AUGGAAAAAUGCCCCCCAAUGGCGAAGCCUAUACCGGACCUUGAUCUAUCCGAGCUGUCGAAAUACGCGCCGAAGCGAAAGGAAGAAUCUGUCUUCGACGUGACGGUGAACAACAUCUCGAAGCGCUCGUCUAGCUCGAGACUGCUGUUAGGCACGUUAGGGGGCUGGGUGACGGGGGUGGGGGUGUCCAGGGUGGGCAAGGUGGCCGCCUUCGGGUUGGGGGGCGGCGUGAUUCUUCUCCACUUCGCCUGCGAGCUGGGCUACGUCCACGUAAACUGGGACAAGGUCCGCGAGGGCGUCGGCCGCAGCCAGGAGCUGAUGGAGCAGUUUGUGCGCUUCGUGAAGAAGAACAGUUGCCUCUCCGUCGGCUUUAUCGGAGGGUUCUUCUUCGCUAGACCGAAACCGGUUGGAGCAGUUGUGGUAGCUGAUCCAGAAGAGAGACCGCCUUUAGCACCAGAACCGAUCACUCAAGCAAAGCCACCGGACCCCUUCAAAGGCACUGAAGAACCGGCCACAUUCCUUGAACACCCACCUUUUUUACCGCCAAAACCAAUACCACAUUCUCCUAAAAUCUCCCCCUCUUCUAUACCCAACCCCAGCCCUAGCGUGACAACCACGAAACAGGUCGAACCAGGCUACCCCAAUUACGGAGGAUACAUUUACUCAAUACCCGGCUAUUCGGCAUUUCAGCCAGUCUCUUAUCCGGGUGUAGUUCAACCGUCUCAAGCCGCAUUGUCAACGGAACCGCCUAGCAGCGAGUUUAUACCAUUCCCGAUACUAUCGAAUAAAGAUUCAGCACCGGUAGUCACGACUGAAGAGAAACCAUUAACGCCCACCAGCAAAGCCAGUGAGCCUCCGCCUCCAGUAACAGAGAAGCCAAAGGCUCAGACAGAUUUCGAAGAGAACUUUACCCCUGCUGUAACUUCAACCAAACCAGCAACCGAUGAGACAAAAAACCCAAUAAGCGAAUCUAAAAUGAGUAUAACGUCUCUGACCCAAGGCUCUGGAGCGACAGUGACAAUACCGACGCAGCACAGCAAGGAUGCCAAAAAGAAACCAGCCGAACGCUUCAGCUUAAAAACCAGCAUCCCAAUAAGUAAAAUUGACAUGAAGUGCGUCGGAAACCCAUCAGAAGUAUUCCAAGGUGUAAAGCCUAAUUUUAAUCCGACCUCUUCCAAUACCAAGCCAGAGAGUGGCCCCAGGGUUGAGAUACAAAGUAACAUUGUAAUCAAGAGUGCUCCAAAAGAAUCUGAAAAUAACGAGCCGAAAGAGAAUCCACCUAAGGUUACCAAUAGCAUUAGCACAUUAAUAAACGCUGCCGAAAUGAUUAACAAAACGGACAGCCAAUUCCAACAAAGCCUUGAUGUUUUAAACGAAAAUUCCAAAGACUCUCCAUAUCAUUCUCAGUUGUCUCCAGCAACGUCACGGCCAUUUUUCAGCCACAAUAUGGACGCAAAUAAAUCAAGUUUAAUCAAUAAACCACCUGACGGGACAACAAAUGAACAAAAGAAUCAAAUAUUGUUCAUACAGAACAAAAAUCCGACAAAUCAAAAAAUGCUAGUUACCAUUCAACAGCAAAACUCGCAAGUUAUGGUGCAGAGAUCAAGCUUCGAGCCAAAAAACCUGCAAGCUCCUUCACGGCUAUCCGGCCAAGGGAAAAAAUGUACAGAGGAAAUUCUCAAUGACAAUGGGUCUUCGUCAAAGGUUGUUGCAUUAAAAAGAUUGCAUCAAGAGGACUGCGACGAAAAUGAUUUUGAGAAUUUGAUUACCGAAAAUCAAAUUUACGGUAACAAGAUUGUCGUGAAGGAAAAGUCCCAAGGCACUCUGCAGGAACAAGACUUGAAAAAUAAGAAAACAUUCGAAAAAUCGUCCCAACUGGAAUCAAAGAACGUCGUACUGCAACCAAAUUUUUUAUACGUAAGUAAUGUACAGUUUCCCGCGAACCUAAUGAUGAUAAAAAACAAUAAAUCAAGUAACGAAACCAGCAAGGCAAAUAAAACCUCGAUGAACGAAACUAAACCUACAGACGUAAUUACCACAACGAGCAGCACUGAUACUUCAGUUAAAAGUACUAAACCCCAGACUAUAGCUGUUAGUACAGAAAUCCACAUGUACAAAUCAAGCAACAAUGUAAUACAGACCACACCCAACAAAACGAAGCCCGAUAUAGUAUUCCAGACAUCUAGCCAGAAAGUUAUCAUGAAUCCUCAAAUCGUUUACCAAGUGCCAAUGGUUGUAGAUUCCGAUAAAAAGACCAAUCAGACAUUUGUCAACAAAGAGUACUCUAAACCACCAGGCCAAAUAACAAACGAAUUCCAGAAACCAUAUGAACAAUCAAAAAACAAUGAUAAACUGUUCAUAGCCUGCCCAUAUCAAAUGGACUCAAAGCUGCAACCGAAGAUUGUCAUUACGAAUAUUAGGUCCAAAACUCCGAAGGCGGAUGAGUUCAGUUCCUUGGAUUUGUACGAGAAGAAAAAGCGUUUACGAAGAAUGAAAUAUCUAACAAACCGGGAGAAUAAAGAUUCGCAAAAACCGGAACCUAAGAGGAAUUCAGAUAAUCUGAAGGAUAUCAUCACACCAGAUAACAUGAAGGACGAGAUUUACAAAGAACUUACCAACACGAGGGAAAGGCUCGAUGAUGACAGUACUGACGCAGACAGCGACUACGAUGAGGACGAAAUGAAUGAAUACAAUACCAUAAUUAACAGCUAUGGAAAAAACAAAACAAGGGAGAGAAAUGAAAAUGACAAAAUUGAAUUUCUCGCUGGCCUCAACUUAGCUUCGGAGAAAGUUUACAAAGAAAAAGAACUGGAGCGGAUGGAGAGAACUAUAAAAAGGGACUCUAUAGCCGCUGCUUACAUCACUGCUGGACGGCUGGACAGAAUCUUUCACGACAACAGCCCACCGGUUGCUCCAAAGCCAGUGAAAACCUCCCCAUCGUCUGAAAGACUCGUGGGGAAUUACAGGAGGGACGACGAGCCGAUUCUUCAUCAAAAACAGAUGUUCCUCUCGCAUUUGAGCCUUGUACAAGUCACGCCCAAAUACAGGGAAGGCUAUGAAAGGGUGUGGCGCGAAAUAAUCAAAGAAAGGAAACGACGCAACGGUACGACGGAGACGGAUCAAACUAAGCAGCCUAGGCUGCAGACGGAAUCUGCAGAACUGGACCCGGAUGGUCAAUUGCAAUUGCUGACCGAAAUAAAGAAGUGCGUCAACGAAAACAACAACCUGAUAAAGAAAAGGCUCGACUCAUUCUGCGAGGACGGUGACAGCAUACGCGUAUUGGCCGAGAAGAACUUUUCGGAGCUGAAUCGCUUGUCGAAAAUGGCCGACAGGAGUGUGAAACACUUCAGCGGACAGGACACCAGGAAGAGGGACCUCAAUCCGGGGUUCGACAGCGAGGCGAUCCAAAAGGCCGCGACGAAACUAGAACAGCCAUUCCGGAACUACCCGAAAAUAAACAUACCUAAUAUAUCGAAAAUAAUAUCGCUGAAAAGCAUUCAGGAUCCGACAACGAUGCUGACUACUCAGGCGACGUCCAUGGACGAACCACAGAACUCAGCGGCGGGCGUCACAGAGAUGUUCAAUGAAAACACGGAGAGAGUGCAGGACUUUGGAUGUCAGGUUGAGGAGCCGAAGCCUUGGCCGGGGAUCGAAGCACUCAUAAGCCAUUACAAAGAGUUCGAAAUAGCCCGCAAGAAAGAGAUCGCCGACCUCCACCGACGCAACACCGCUUUGCGGGUCGACGCGGCGCACAUCACGCGCUUGGCCUCAAGAGACGCGGAGCGCGCGCGCGCCCUCCUGGCCGAAAGGCACAACCUCGCCUCCGAAGAAACCCGCGUCUCACAAACUCUGCACAGACUAUAUGCGACUAUAGAGCUCGUUAAAAACUGC
Iphiclides podalirius (scarce swallowtail) is the source of this 3891-nucleotide messenger RNA. NCBI's taxonomy places the organism in Eukaryota, Metazoa, Arthropoda, Insecta, Lepidoptera, Papilionidae. The record is from the annotation of a GenBank genome assembly.